Molecule: messenger RNA, 573 nt
Organism: Lolium perenne
Lineage: Eukaryota; Viridiplantae; Streptophyta; Magnoliopsida; Poales; Poaceae
Product: probable calcium-binding protein CML20
Molecular function (GO): calcium ion binding
Source: RefSeq, a predicted model, not a curated record
AUGGCCGGCACCGGCAUCCAUCCGUCCCGGCGCGGCUCCAGCGUUGCCCGAGCCUCACGCUGGGGCCCGCUGUUGCCACUGGCGCUCGAUCCAUACGCCGCCGUGUGCUUCAGAUCUCCCAGCCACCGCCGCCAAAUCCUCAGGCACGCGAAAGCAGCGAAGGACCCCGACACAGAGCUCAUGCGCGUCUUCAAGAGCUUCGACACCGACCUCGACGACCGCAUCUCGGCCUCCAAGAUUCAGAAGUUGCGCAGGUGCACAACCGCGGAGGCGAAGGAGAUGGUCGCCACGGUGGACACCGACGGGGACGGGUUCAUCAACAUCGAGGAAUUCGGGGCGUUGCUGGACGACCAGAAAUUUGACGCGCUACACAUGGCCUUCGAGGAGUACGACGAGAACGGGGACAGGAUGAUCACCGCGGAGGAGCUAUGCAUAGCGCUGCGACGGGUGCUCCCCAGCGAGGAUCUGACGGUCGAGAAGUGCGCCGAGAUGAUAGACGGAGUGGACAAGGAUGGCGACGGCGUAAUCUCCUUCGACGAGUUCAAGGCCAUGACGGCGAGCAAGAGUUCGUGA